GAGUUGGAGUCUCAGCAGUGACCGGAGUGUAGUUAGCAGUUAGCGGCUGCUGUAGCUAACAUUAGCCGCUGAGGGUGAUCUGGAGACGGACACGCAGAACAAAGAGGAGCCGGGAGCGGACCACCUGCCCCGGCGGCCUCCCUGCCGUGUGUCCGCUGCCUGUGAGCCGGUGUCGGUCAGAUGAGUGCUCGCUAACCGGGGAGCCAGCAUGGGAGAAGACUGCGGAGGUAACGGGGACCUGACCGCCAACCUGCGGUGUCGGAGCACCGGGGACCCGCAGCUGGACAAGGCGGUGCACCGGUGGUUAACCUGGGACAAGAACCAAUGGACCCGGGCUCAGGUGGAGUCUCUUGUGGCCGAGGCUCAGUGGGACGAUCUGAGGACAAGGCUCGGCAGCAGAUUGAGCUUCGGGACGGCCGGACUCAGAGCUCCAAUGGGAGCCGGAUUCAACCGAAUCAACGACCUCACUGUCAUCCAGUCCACACAGGGUCUGUGGUCCUACCUGUCCAGGUACUUUGCUGACCUGAGCAGAGGUGUGGUGGUUGGGUUUGACACCAGGGGACAGGUGGAGAGCGGUUGCAGCAGUCAGAGGUUGGCAAAGUUAACGGCGGCUGUGAUGCUCAGCAGAGACGUCCCCGUACAUCUGUUCUCUACGUUUGUCCCCACGCCAUUCGUGCCAUAUGCUGUGAAGAAACUAGGAGCAGCCGCUGGAGUCAUGAUCACCGCUUCACAUAAUCCUAAAGAAGACAACGGGUACAAGGUGUACUGGUGUAACGGCGCUCAGAUCUCCGCACCUCAUGACAAGGAGAUCCUGCGGAGCAUCGAGGAGCAGUUGGAGCCCUGGAGCGCCUCCUGCUGGGACGAGGAGCUGGUGGAGAGCUGCUCCCUGAGGACUGAGCCCCUGACCCAAAUCAACAGCUGCUACAUGGAGGAACUGGCCUCCCUCUGCUUCCACAGGGAUCUGAAUCGCAGCUGUCCUUUGAAGUUUGUCCAUUCAUCCUUCCACGGUGUGGGACACGUCUUUGUCCAGCAGGCCUUCCAGACCUUUGGCUUCCAUCCACCAGUCCCUGUACCGGAGCAGAAAGACCCCGAUCCCAACUUCCCCUCCCUCCGAUGUCCAAACCCAGAGGAGGGGGAGUCUGUUCUGGAGCUUUCUCUUCUCCUGGCAGAGCGGGAAAACGCUCGGAUCGUCUUGGCAACGGAUCCUGAUGCCGAUCGUCUGGCUGUAGCAGAGAAGUCUGAUGGGUGUGGCUGGAAGGUGUUCACAGGUAAUGAGCUGGCAGCUCUGCUGGGUUGGUGGAUGUUCUUCAACUGGAAGGAGAAUCAUCCAGACCCCGCAGACACUGGGAGCGUUUACAUGUUGGCCACCACAGUGUCGUCCAAGAUCCUGGGCACCAUCGCUCACACGGAGGGGUUCCACUUCGAGGAAACUCUUCCAGGGUUUAAAUGGAUCGGGAACAGGAUACACGAACUCUCCAAAACAGGGAACACGGUCAUAUUCGCCUUCGAGGAGUCGAUUGGAACGCUUCUUCCUGUGACAUCAGGUUUCCUGUGCGGCAGUAUGGUCCCCGAGAAAGAUGGCGUGAGCUCGGCCGCCGUCGUGGCAGAAAUGGCUUCUUACCUACACAACAAGAGCCUGAGUCUGAACCAGCAGCUCCACAACAUCUACCUGACGUAUGGAUUUCAUGUGUCUAAGACCUCCUACGUCGUCUGUCACCACCCGCCCACCAUCCAGAAGAUCUUUGGCCGGAUCAGAAACUUUGACGGCGAGGGAUCGUACCCGAAGUCGUGCGGUGGCGUCAGUAUCGUCCACGUCAGAGACGUGACCACGGGAUACGACAGCAGCCAGGCAGACCUCAGAUCUGUUCUUCCUGUGUCCAGGAGCAGUCAGAUGAUCACCUUCACGCUUCAGAACGGCGUGGUGGCCACGCUGAGAAGCAGCGGCACAGAACCCAAGAUCAAAUACUACACCGAGUUCUGUGCCCCGCCAGGGAAAAGUGACCGGUCCAGUCUGGAGGAGGAGCUUACAAAGGUGACGGACGCUCUGCUCGACGAGUUCCUGGAACCAGAGAGGAACAACCUGAUUCGUCGUUUUGUCUAACCCCACCUCCACGUACCUGGUCCGGCUCUGUGGUGUCACUUCCUGUUGUGUUAGAUCUUCUCUGUGGUGUCACUUCCUGUUGUGUUAGAUCUUCUCUGUGGUGUCAAUGAAGUUCAUGUCGGACUGAGGAAGAAGAAUGUGACCGAAGAUUGAGAACAUCAUGCAAGAGAGCAUGAUGGGAACUUGGAAGAGAGCACGAUGGGAACUAAGCAGAAAGCAUGAUGGGAACUCGGCAGAGAGCAUGAUGGGAACACGGCAGAGAGCAUGAUGGGAACUAGGCAGAGAGCAUGAUGGGAACUCGGCAGAGAGCAUGAUGGGAACUCGGCAGAGAGCAUGAUGGGAACUCGGCAGAGAGCACGAUGGGAACUCGGCAGAGAGCACGAUGGGAACUCGGCAGAGAGCAUGAUGGGAACUAGGCAGAGAGCAUGAUGGGAACUCGGCAGAGAGCACGAUGGGAACACGGCAGAGAGCAGGAUGGGAACUAGGCAGAGAGCACGAUGGGAACUCGGCAGAGAGCACGAUGGGAACUAGGCAGAGAGCACGAUGGGAACACGGCAGAGAGCACGAUGGGAACUAGGCAGAGAGCACGAUGGGAACUCGGCAGAGAGCACGAUGGGAACUCGGCAGAGAGCACAAUGGGAACUAGGCAGAGAGCACGAUGGGAACACGGCAGAGAGCACGAUGGGAACUAGGCAGAGAGCAUGAUGGGAACUCGGCAGAGAGCAUGAUGGGAACUCAGCAGAGUCCAAAGAAAAGAACAAAUGUGUUUUGAGGUGAAGGAAAAUGACGUUGAAACCUAAUGUUUGUUUUCCUGCAGUUUCUCAAUGUGGAAGUUGAUAAAUGACAAGUUUUAGUUUUUAGAUCAGCCGGCUGGUGUCAAAACACAUUUCAUCAGUUUUCAUUAUUCUAAUAUUACAUUAUGAAACUCCAACAAUUCUUAAAUACAUUCUCUAAAGGUAGUUAGAUGUUAAAAAAACAUGAAUGAAACUGUUCCUUUACUUUUCUGAAAAAAGAAACCAAUCAAAUUAUAUCUUGUGUCAGAAAAAGUUUUAAAAUCAAAGUCCAGCUUUGAUUAAACGUUGUUUGUGUUAAACUGCUUCAGUUCCUAAUGAAUCUUCAUCUGAUCUUCAUCUGGAUCAAUAAUGAAGCUGCUCAUUAAGUGAACCCAACACGUUCAGAGGAGAUGGAUCCACGGAGGUAAAGACCUCUUUGAACUAAAAGACGUUUCUGUGGAUUUGAUUUAUUUUUGUACUCGACAGGUGAACAGUGUUGUCAUGACGAUAGAGGCUUGUUCAGCUCCGUGUUGUUAUUUUAUUUAUGAACAGAGAAAAUCUUUAUUUUGAAUGAAUCAAAGUGAUGAAUCAAACUUCACAGUUUGAUUCAUCACUUUUUUUAUUCCAUCUGUCAAACUGAUGAUGUCAUCAACGUUACUACUUUACUUUAGAAAUAUGAAUUAAAGUAAUAAAGUGUAUUUUUCAGUUA
This is a messenger RNA of Pleuronectes platessa (European plaice), 3583 nucleotides long. It is a transcript of the gene pgm2l1, whose product is annotated as phosphoglucomutase 2-like 1. Gene Ontology annotation, molecular function: glucose-1,6-bisphosphate synthase activity; magnesium ion binding; intramolecular phosphotransferase activity. NCBI's taxonomy places the organism in Eukaryota, Metazoa, Chordata, Actinopteri, Pleuronectiformes, Pleuronectidae. Gene Ontology annotation, biological process: carbohydrate metabolic process. The transcript has 14 exons. Bases 209 to 2101 code for a protein of 630 amino acids. The record is from RefSeq and is a predicted model, not a curated record.